AUGUGCCAGCACCCUGCCACGCCCCGCGUGCGCAAGGCGGAGCUCCUUACCGAGCUGGCGCUAUGGGGCGAGGACGGGACCCACAUGACGUGCGACAUGCUGAGGGCCAGGCUGCGCCAGAUCUACAAGGCAAUGCCAGUCGGUGGUGCACUAGCGCGCCACAAGAAGAAUGCCGAGCUUGUCGAGGAUGCGAUUACCAUGGGCUGUGUCCUGACGGGCAAGGAGACGCGCGGCGACCUCCAGAUCCUGAUCACCGAGAAACACGAGCAGUGCCUGGGAAUGGUCAAGGGCUCCGACAGGAUGCCGUUCGGCCGUCACCGGACGUUGACCAUCCAGGAGCUUCUGGACAAGGAACGGGAGCAUGCCGGGUGGCUGGUGAGCUGGAGCAAUCCACGCCUCAAGCGUCUCACCGACUGGCUGGUAAUGAAGGGGGUCAAGUCCGAGAAGCUCGAGAAGACGACGGGCCCGUGGCUGCCGGUCAUGGACCAGACUCGCCAGCGCACGGCGGCAAAGCGCUCCAUGACCGAGGAGGCCGCCGCGAUGGAGACCGGGACGUCCAAGGAGGAGCAGAUCAUCGACCUGCUUGGGGACAUGAAGAUGGCCAUGAAUGCGCUCGCGACCAGGGCGCAGAAGGCCUGCAAGAGGCCAGAGCUGAGCGAGAGCGAGUCCGUCCGGUCCAAGCGCCUCAUCAGGAACUGCCUGAUCCUCGUCAUGGACCAGGUGGCGGAUCGAGGUCGUGCACACUGGGAGUGGCCGAAGGACUUGCAGCCGUACCGGUGGCCAGAGGUGAAGCAGGUCUUCAGGGGGUGCGACAUGCGGCCGGUGGUCUGCGAUGGUUGCAUGCUGGGCGUCAAAGCUCGUGACACGGGGUUGCCGAUGGUCAAACCCUGGGAGAUCUGGACCACUUCCGACCGCAUGUGUCAGCGCAUGGCCAUCAGGUGCGACGGGCGUCAUGAGCGCAGUCUUUGUGUCGGCGGUGUCAGGACGGCGGCCGCAGCGUACUGCCCCGACGCGUUCGUCAAGAGGGCGGCCCGGGCUAUGCUGGAAGCGCCGAGGGUUGAGGAGAUCUGCAACCUCGUGCGCGAAUUCGAGGCCGAGGACGAAGAGAUCGACGCGGUCUACGCAGUGAGUGCCUCGAAGACAGGGAUCCACCCGGACGAGCUUCGGAAGGUGGAGAUCGCGGCCUGUCGGAUCCACGCGGCGUGCGGACACUGUCCGUUUGCCCAAGUCGCCAGCCACGAGAAGUUCAAGUUAGUGCUGUACCUUGACCAGGGCUCGAAACUCGGAGUUGGACAUGUCCUGUUCAAGAUGGUCAAGAGUAAGAACGCGACCGCCGAGGAGUUGAACGACUCGAUCUGGAGCAGGUGGAUCUCCUAUUUUGGCCGGCCGCGGAUAUUUCAAGUCGAUCCCGAGGGCGCCUGGAUGAGCAAGACCAUCCGUGAAAACAUGGAGUCCAGCGGCAUUCAGAUGGAUCCCAUCCUUGGGCAGGCGCACUGGCAGAUCGGCGGCGUCGAGCGGCUCAUCAGCCUCAUCAAGGAUCUGAUGACCGUCUUGGCUCGCGAGUGCCCGGGAAGGUCAUGCGAGGAGUACCUGGCGCGCGCGAUGGCAGCCUAUAGCGAGCUCGACAGGCAUCGGGGCUUCUCACCGCUGCAGGUGGCCCUUGGCCGAGCACCAGACCUCGACGGGACAUUCAUGGACGCGCCAGGUGAUCCAGUCAACCUUCCGGCGCUGGAGUCGGAGGCGGUCGACGCCGCGUUCGGGGGGAAUUUCAAAUUCAUGCGGCAGGCGCAGGAGGCGAUGCUCAGAUGGGUCUAUGCCGAACGUGCUCGCCGGGCCAGUCAUGCCAGAUCGCGGAAGCUAAAUGUAUACACCCCGGGCACGUUGGUGUACUAUUUCAGGAACCCGAAGAGCAGCUCCAUGACGGGCAGGUUCUACGGUCCAGCCCGAGUUCUGGCUACGGAGACGCUACGCGAUGCCUGUGAUCGAGAGGUGGCCGAGCACGAGAUCAAACGUGGUACCGAGAUGCCGUGGACGUUCAACAACAUGAGCCAGGGUCUUAGAGCCGGUCAGUAUGAGGACCUCGCUGAUGAUCCGCGACUGAUACCGAGCGACACGGAGUUUGUGGACGCAGCGGGUGCCGACGGAGCCUCGCACAUCGUCCAAACAGCCACGAGUUGGACCGUCGGCAGCGAGCGCAUCAGUUCCAGCCUCUCAGGGCCGGGAGCCGGAGACGGCUACGUUUCCGGCGACACCUGCAAGGAGCGGUUGGACAGACAGAAGCGACGUGACCUGACCGAGGAGCAGGGCCUGACGGCAGAGGUCCAGCCGUUCGAGUGCUUCUGGAGCAGGGAGGACAACGCCAUCGAGGUGGAGAUCAGUCUUCCCGAAGUCGCGCGAGGCGGCGCGGCCGCACGUGACCUACCAGCGUUUGUGGCCACUCAACUGCGACGUUUGCGUGCGGAGGUUCGAGAGCGGACAUUGUCGGCCGCAGACUUGGAGAAGUUCAAGAAGGCCAAGGUGAAGGAGGCGCAGGAGUGGAUCAAGGAGAUGAAGGCGGCGAACCUGAAGAUGCGGGUGGCCAAGGGCGACGUGAAGUCUGCGUUCCUUCAGGGUGAAGAGCUUGACCGUGACCUGUUCGUCGAGCCCACUGGCGAGAUCGCGGGGAUGCUGGGACUGCGCUCUUGUCAGGCGGCCAUCCUGAAGAAGUCGGCGUACGGGCUGGUGCAGGCACCUCGAGCAUGGCACCAGGCAGCGAAUCGCAAGCUGAAGGAGCUGAGUUGGCGGCAACUCGAGUCCGAUCCAUGUGUGUGGGUCCUGACGAGUUCCUCAGCAGCGGGAGGCCCAGACUACGUCGUAGCCAUUGCUCUAUGUCGCGUGGAUGAUUUCUUGUUCGCUGGCCGCGAAGCGGACAAGGUCUGGCAGCAGGCAAGGCGCCAGGUGAUGGAGGCGUUCAGGUGGACCGAGUGGAAAUACGACACGUUCACCCAGUGCGGCGUCGACAUCAUUCAGAGACCUGAUCUCGGUUUCACGCUGAGCCAGGCAACCUACACGGAGCAGAUCGAGGAGAUCGAGGUCUCAGCUGAACGAAGGAAGCAACCCUCAGCGCCCGUGACGAACGCCGAGAAGAGCCAGUUCCGUGCUGCCACGGGGAGCCUGCAGUGGAAGGGCACCCAGACUGGGCCGGACAUCCUGGCGGAGUUAAGCAUGCUGCAGAGCAAGACGGAGUCAUGCACCGUAGAUGACCUUCUGAAGGUCAAUAAGCUGAUCAAGCGGACCAAGGAGACUAAGGAGAGGGUGCUGAAGAUCUUCCCGUUCGUGGACAGCGAGCUGGCGAUUGUCGGCUGGGGCGACGCCGCGUUUGGCAACCGUGUUGACGGCAAGUCGACUGAGGGCCGCGUCGUCGGGAUCGUGCCGCUGUGCUUCCUUGCCGGCGAGGAGACAGGAGUUUCCCUGAUCAGUUGGAGAUCUGGUAAAGUCGAGCGCGCGUGUCGGUCACCGCCAGCAGCAGAGGUUCCCGCUACAGUCAACACCGAGGACGAGGUCACAUAUGUGAGAUUCCUUCUGGGAGAACUCUCGGGAUGGAAACCAGACCUCAGAGAUCCAUGGGGCCAGGUUCGGAAAAUCCCAGGCUGCCUGAUCACCGACUCUAAGAACUUGUAUGAUCGUUUGCGCUGUCCAGAGAAGCUCAUGGGUGGCAAGGAGUUCCGGACGGGUCUUGAGCUGCUCGCCCUGAGGGGCGGGAUAUCAGCGCGUGGAUGCCCUGUGCGCUGGGUACACAGUGACGCCAUGCUCGCCAACAGUCUCACCAAGGGCCAUGAACGAUGGCAGCUAGACUUUUUUCAGUAG
Molecule: messenger RNA, 3846 nt
Organism: Prorocentrum cordatum
Lineage: Eukaryota; Dinophyceae; Prorocentrales; Prorocentraceae
Source: the annotation of a GenBank genome assembly